CUAUUUACUUUCUCCCUCCUUACCAUUUCUAGAAUCCGGCAGCAGCAGCAGUAAUAGCAAUAGCAGAGCCGACGGGGACGCCUUUGUUUUGUACCAGAAAUCUAGAGCUGCGGCACACAGCUGCAAACGGAGAUGGAGGAGGGUGAAUUCUGGAAGUUAGGGUUUCUAUCGGGGUUCGUCUUGUUUAUCACGAUCAUCAACUCCCAUCUGGCCAGUGUGAGUGCAUCGAUUCACGAGUACAGUAACGAAGGGUUCAUUGCGCAGCCCGAUGCCUUCUUCUUCCACGGCGGCAGCGAAGGUCUCUAUGCUUCUAAGGUCCACGAUUCUUCUGCCGUUACGUCCGAAAAUCACCUCCAAGGAAAGUCCUUCAUCCGGUUCGAGGAUGUUACUUUUGUGAGGACAAAAGAGGCUGCCAGUCAGCAGCAUGAAAUGCAGCAGAAUACUGGGUUGGUGGAAGCUAUCGUCCUUGAGGUUAAAGACAGGGAAAGGGUUGGAGGUGGAUUUUUGAAGAGUAAUCUAAUAUGUUGCAACCCUACUCUAGCGGCCACUGGAGCCUGCAAGCUAGGGGAGGUGAUUAUCCAGAAGAACCCAGACAACCCGGAAUGGCCCAAGCGGAUUCAAACUUCAUUUGCAGGAAAGAAUGAGGAAGUUAAAAUGCAACCUGAGGCGGUUGAAAUCAACAGCACUGGAAUGUACUACCUCUAUUUCAUGUUCUGUGAUCCACAACUCAAGGGAACUUUGAUUAAGGGGAGAACUGUUUGGAAGAACCCAAAUGGUUAUUUACCUGGAAAGAUGACUCCUCUAAUGACAUUCUAUGGAAUCAUGUCGUUGGCUUACCUAGUUCUAGGCCUAGUCUGGUUCUUGAAGUUUGUUCAGUUGUGGAAGGAUGUUAUCCAAUUACACUACCACAUCACGGCUGUGAUUGCACUUGGAAUGUGUGAAAUGGCUGUAUGGUAUUUUGAAUAUGCCAAUUUCAACUCGACUGGAAGGAGACCGAUCGGUGUUACCUUGUGGGCUGUUACUUUCACUACUGUGAAGAAGACUCUAUCUCGGUUGCUUCUUUUGGUUGUGUCAAUGGGAUUUGGUGUUGUUCGUCCUACACUUGGGGGCAUAACAUCCAGAGUACUUCUUCUUGGUUUCUUCUAUUUCAUUGCCUGUGAGGCUCUUGAGCUUGUUGAACAUAUGGGGAACGUAAAUGAUUUCUCAAAGAGAACAGAGCUGUUGUUGGUGCUUCCUGUUGCUUUCUUAGAUUCGUGCUUUAUCCUCUGGAUUUUUUCAUCGUUGUCAAAAACGUUGGAGAAGCUUCAGGUAAUGAGAAGAAACUUGGUCAAGCUUGAACUAUACCAGAGGUUCACCAACUACCUUGCCGUGUCCGUGCUACUUUCCAUUGCUUGGAUUGGUUUUGAGCUUUACUUCAAUGCUACGGAUCCACUAAGCGAGAUGUGGCGAAUUGCAUGGAUAAUCCCUGCUUUCUGGACCCUUUUGGCAUACUUUCUCUUGGUGGUGAUAUGCAUCUUAUGGGCUCCUUCACGUAACCCAACAAGAUACGCAUAUAUGGAGGAGGUAGGAGACGAGUUUGACGAGGAAGGGAUCUCAUUGACGAGUGGGGUGUUGAAAGCAGCUGUGGAUCCAAAGCUGGAGAGGAUGGCGGCAGGAGAAGACGUCGAGGAAGACAAACGAGAGUAAGAUAAAAGACAUGAUUGGUGAGUGAGUGUAAACUGCGGGAGCCAGUUGGUUGCUGCUGUACUGUGUAUGUAUAAAAGAAAGAUGAUGGAACAUCCAGUUCAGGAAGGAUGCAGUAGCUGCUCUAAUUAGGAAGAGAUGGAUUGAAUGUUAUAUUAAGGGCUUAAUUGUUAACACAAAACAAGCUAUCGCCUGUGGGAUUUAUAUUACUGCUAUUACUGGGCCAUAUCAGUUGGUAUCAAUGAGAAGAUGGGAUAGGAGGAAUUGUGCGUGGUUCUGGUUGGGUGAGUUACCCGUUGCAGUGGUAAUCUGGGGAGUCCAACGGAUGAGAAGAAGAAGCCAAAAAAGGAGCAGCAUUGACUCUGGUGUUUGUUUCUGUCUGCUGUUUCUGAUCAUCUAAGCAGAGACAAACUACUUGCCCAAGGGAGGGAGGAGAACACACAAAUUAC
This is a messenger RNA of Linum tenue, 2132 nucleotides long. NCBI's taxonomy places the organism in Eukaryota, Viridiplantae, Streptophyta, Magnoliopsida, Malpighiales, Linaceae. The record is from the annotation of a GenBank genome assembly.